Copidosoma floridanum is the source of this 1251-nucleotide messenger RNA. Its product is annotated as royal jelly protein-like protein. Gene Ontology annotation, cellular component: extracellular region. NCBI's taxonomy places the organism in Eukaryota, Metazoa, Arthropoda, Insecta, Hymenoptera, Encyrtidae. The record is from RefSeq and is a predicted model, not a curated record.
AUGAAAGUGAUUGCAUUUGUCUUCGUGAUUGCAACCACAUUGGUUUUGGCAGCGGGACAAUUAAAUACAGUACACGAAUGGAAUUACAUAGACUACCUAUGGCCCAACGAAAGUAUAAAAAUGAAUGCUUUUGAGUCUGGAAGAUACAUUUUUGAUAGAGUCGUCCCAAUGGACGUAGAUGUGGAUAAAGAUGGUCGGAUUUUCCUAUCGUUCUUAGGAGCUGAAGGUGUGCCCGCGACGCUGGGCACAGUCAGUUCGGUAGUGGUGGAUUCGGGACCUUUGAUACAACCGUAUCCCGAUUGGUCUUGGUUUGAUCCUGACAACUGCAACACCAUACAAAAUGUCUACAGGAUUGCGAUAGACGAAUGCAAUAGAUUGUGGGUCUUAGAUACUGGAUUCCUCGAAGGUAAACCGAUGAAAUGCCAAGCCAAACUCUUACUAUUUGAUCUCACCAAUGACCAACACCUCGGAACCAUCAUAAUACCCGAUAAAAUCGCAAAAAACAAAGAUGGAGUCACAUUACUCGCAAAUCCAGUUGUUGAAACCGACGGCUUAAAUUGCAAAAAGACUACGGUUUACGUCGCUGAUACGCUUGGCAAUUCUCUGGUAAUAGUAGACCUUGGCUCGAACAAGAACCUCAUGUGGCGUUUGGACAAUCCAGCCUUCGGUCCAGAUCCCAAUGCUGCGAACUUUGUCUCGGGAAAUGACACUGCCACGUUUAUGGGUGGCGUCCUCGGUCUAGCCGUCUCACCCAAGAUAUUUCCUAACGAAGGCAGAUUAUUGUACUUUCGGUCCCUGGCUUCCUGGGGCUUAUCAGCAAUGUCCACUGAAUCUCUCAAACAAACCAUUUACGGCCACUCUGUAAAAUUCGAGACGAGAAAUGACAUAUUACCCAGUCAAGCUAUCGCUAUGGCGUUUUCAAGUCAGGGCACGUUGUUUUUCGGAAUAACAGGAAGGGACGCUAUAGGAUGUUGGAACAGGUAUAGGCUGCUGAGUCGAGAUGUGCUGAAAACGAUAGCUGAGGACCACGAGCAGCUUCAAUACCUCAACGGUGUCAAGGUGAUCAGACCAUCGUCAACUCAUCCGGCAGAAGAGCUGUGGGUACUCUCAAAUCGUUUUCUGGGAUACGUGCAAGGUACACUGAAUCCCAGGAACAGUAAUUUCCGAAUCAUGAAAGCUCCGGUCCAAGAUCUCGUUAAUAAUACCGUAUGUGAUAUGCCAUCCAAUCUCAAGGCUAAGCUUCCACGGUAA